Molecule: messenger RNA, 1395 nt
Organism: Pecten maximus
Lineage: Eukaryota; Metazoa; Mollusca; Bivalvia; Pectinida; Pectinidae
Product: protein AMN1 homolog
Exons: 7
Coding region: 33-824 (263 amino acids)
Biological process (GO): SCF-dependent proteasomal ubiquitin-dependent protein catabolic process
Cellular component (GO): SCF ubiquitin ligase complex
Molecular function (GO): protein binding
Source: RefSeq, a predicted model, not a curated record
CCAUUAUUCCACGAGUAACUAGUACAAACAAUAUGGCGGCAUUUUGCAUUUAUGGAAAAGUUACAACACUGCUAGAUGGGUGUGUGGACUGUCUGGUGGGUAAUCUGUCUACCAGGGUGGAUGGUAUAGAGAUGUUGCCAGGCAACCUCAAGGACAAAUGCCUUUAUCUAAUGUCAAAACGAGGCUCUGUCACAGACACAAACAUAUCAAAGGUUUUACAUGAAAACCUGAAAGUGUUGGACCUGAGUGAAUGUGAAGUUUCUGAUACUGGGUUGCAGCAUCUCACAAAAUGUUCACAAUUGAAAAAGUUAGAUCUCAACUCGGCAAAACUGUCCCGUAGUGAGAUAACAUCUGAAGGUAUAGUAAAUGUGGCACAAGCAUGUGCACAGCUUCAGACAGUCUACCUACGGCGGUGUAUCAACCUUACAGACGACGCAGUUAUUGCCCUAUCCACUUCCUGUCCGCAGCUCCGCCUACUCAACAUCGGGGGAUGUCAUCAGCUCACGGACCAGUCACUUCUGUCGCUGGGACAAAACUCACACUUUCUCAAAAGUAUCAACUUCUCAAAGACAAAAGUGACAGACAACGGUGUGAUUGGCCUUGUCACUGGAAACUGCUCUAAAACAUUGAAGGAGGUACACAUGGAUGGCUGUGUUAACCUAACAGACGAGGCGGUGGAAGGCGUUUUACAGUUCUGCCCACAGAUCUCCAUCCUUCUAUUCCAUGGCUGUCCCAAAAUCACAGAGCAAUCAAGACAAGCAUUAGAGCAGCUGACCCUAGAUCGGAAAACACCCAUGAAACAAGUCACAUGGACUAUAUAUUGACCAAUAGGUAACCACGUAACAAGUCACAUGGACUAUAUAUUGACCAAUAGGUAACCACGUAACAAGUCACAUGGACUAUAUAUUGGCCAAUAGGUAACCACGUAACAAGUCACAUGGACUAUAUAUUGACCAAUAGGUAACCACAUAACAAGUCGCUUGGACUAUACAUUGGCCAUAGAUAACAAUGGCUUAACACCUUGGACAACUGACCAGUGGAAUGUUCAGCUGACCAUUAGUCUAAAAGUGCUGACCAUUUGUGCCAAAGAUAUUGCAUCACCUUGGAGGUUGUGAGCAGCAGACUCGAUCCAGUAUGAGUAAGACACUCUCAUUAAGACAAUGCCUUCAUGCUAUACAGCAUUUUUCCAAAUUGGAGUUCCUUUAUAUUUCGCCGAGACAUUCACUACAGCAAAGUAUUAUUGAAAGAAAUUACCUGGUAAUUAAUUCGAUAUUUAAAAAAAAAAAAAAAAUUUGUAAUCUCUAAACUAAGUUUAGAUGUUUAGGUUAUAGUUCUAAGACUAGUAUACUGCCCUCAGGGCACUUGUAAAGUGCCAGUGAUGAAAAUUUCAGCUCU